AUGGACGACGACACCAUUAGCAGCUUACCGGACGCGAUCCUCAGCCGCAUACUCUCUUUUCUCCCAACCAAACACGCGGCUGCAACAAGCGUUCUCUCCAAACGAUGGAAGCCACUAUGGCGUUCAGUCUCUACUCUCCACUUUGAUGACACCCUCUAUGUCAAAAGCAACUAUACUGGCAUGAACAACUUCCACAAAAUCAGAGAGGAUUAUUCUCGCUUUCUCCAAUGCGUCUAUGCAGUCAUGCUCUAUCGAGAUCUCCACCUACCCAUCCAUACAUUCCGCCUUCACUGUGAUUCCUGUGAAUUUUAUGAUCCUACCAAUGUAACCAUAUGGGUUAAUGCUGCAGUUCAGCGCAAAGUUCAGGAUUUAGAACUCUCCUUAGGUUUUCAUCCGUGUAAUAUUGACAGACGACCCACCAACUUGUCUUCCAUCUUCACUUGCACCACUCUUGUGGUUCUCAAGUUGUGCCAGAUAGAUUUGAUUCCGUUUUCCUCUGGUGUUGAUUUGCCCUCCCUCAAAGUCUUGCAUCUACAAGAUUUGAUUUUCUUAGAACGUGAAUCUCUUGCAAAGCUUCUUUCUGGAUCUCCAAAUCUUGAGGAUUUCAAGGCGAGGGGAUUGCGUUUUGAUAAUUAUAACACUGAUAGAGAGUUUAAACCCUUGCCCAAGUUGGUCAGAGCAGAUAUUUCAGCCACACAAACUUGUUUUUUGUUCACAGAAGUGGUUAACAAUGUCCAGUUUUUGCACUUAGACAAGAUUCCUUCUAGACUCUUACUUGAGCCUCAAUGGAUAGACUUGGACCUCGGCUACAUUUUCCCCAUGUUUCACAAUUUAACCCAUGUUGAGCUUGUCUAUCAACGCUAUAAUUCUGAUUGGUCUCAAGUAGUGGAAUUCCUCCAUCAUUGCCCCAAGCUUCAAGUUCUUUCCAUACACCAGACAGAUUUUCAUUACAUUGACUCUAGACAAAUUGAAAAAUCAGGAGAUUGGCAAUUCCCACCGUCUGUUCCUCAAUGCAUUCUAUUACACCUUAGAAGAUGCUAUCUAAAUGGUUAUAGAGGCACCAAAGCUGAGUUUGAAUUUGCAAGAUAUAUUAUGGAGAAUGGAAGAUUUUUAAAGAGUAUGGCCAUAUCCAGUGGCAUUGCCGGAAAUCAAAAGUUUAAGAUGUUAAAAGAAUUGUCCUAUUGCCAGAGGUCUUCUGCAACAUGUAGACUUUCCUUUAAAUGA
Messenger RNA from Lotus japonicus, 1224 nucleotides. RefSeq names its product F-box/FBD/LRR-repeat protein At3g52680-like. Gene Ontology annotation, molecular function: protein binding. The record is from RefSeq and is a predicted model, not a curated record. The coding region runs from base 1 to 1224 and encodes 407 amino acids. The transcript has 3 exons. Lineage: Eukaryota; Viridiplantae; Streptophyta; Magnoliopsida; Fabales; Fabaceae.